AUGUUUCCAGUGGUUUGGAAGUCUGCUAAGAUCGUUCCUGUAUUGAAAGCUGGUGAGAAAUCGGAUAUAGCCAGCUACCGUCCUGUAGCCAUAAUUCCCAACUUUGCAAAAGCCUUUGAGUUCUCUAUAGCCCCCUUGAUCCGUUCAGCUUUCAAACCUAUCCUAGAUGAUGAACAGCACGGUUGUGAUCAAAGGCGGUCCACGGUUACCAACCUUAUGUGCUUUACUCAAUAUGUGAAUGAUGCUCUACGAAAAGGUUACCAGGUGGAUGUUGUCUAUACUGAUUUCUCUAAAGCCUUUGACAGGAUCGAUCAUACAAUUCUUCAAUCAAAAUUGAACAACUUGGAUAUCCGAAGUUAUGCCGUACAAUUGCUGCUCAAUUAUCUGUCAAAUAGGCCUAAUCAAGUAAUGUACAGAAGAUGUUUGUCAACAACUUUCCAUUCCACGUCAGGAGUUCCUCAAGGCCCUGCCCUUGGCUCACCGAUUUUUAACAUUCAUGUAAAUGACGUUAACCAAUUUAUAAAUUCCAAUAUCCUAAGAUACGCAGAUGAUAUGAAGUUUUUUAGAGCCAUUAUGAGCCAAUUAGACCAUGAGGCACUCGAGUCUGAUCUAGAUGACCUUCUCCAAUGGUGUAAUAAAAUAAAUUGCACUUAA
Messenger RNA from Belonocnema kinseyi, 654 nucleotides. RefSeq lists its product as uncharacterized. Lineage: Eukaryota; Metazoa; Arthropoda; Insecta; Hymenoptera; Cynipidae. The transcript has a single exon. The record is from RefSeq and is a predicted model, not a curated record. The coding region runs from base 1 to 654 and encodes 217 amino acids.